UUACACCAAAACAUGCAUUAUUUUUCAAUAUUUUUUCAAAUUACCAAAUUAUGCAAAUUUUCUUAAUUAAACUUCAUUCAAUUGAAGGUGAAAUAGUAUUUCCAUAAAAAUGUAUAACAGAGAAUGGUCGACAUUGUAGCUUAAAUAAUAACCAAAUUUGUAUCAUAACCUUUGAAUCACUUAUAGGAAUAGAAACUGAAGUACGUAUAGUGAUGAUCGGGAAAACAGGAAGUGGUAAAAGUGCAACAGGUAAUAGCAUCCUUCAGAAAGAGGCUUUUGUGUCAGCAUCAAGUAGUUCAUCAUGUACGAAAAACUGUAGACGCGGUGAAAACAUUUGCGAUACAGGAAACAAGAAGUAUAAUCUUAUUGUUGUCGAUACUCCAGGAUUAUUUGACACUGGAAUGAAAAACCAAGACGUAACCAAAGAAAUUGUGAAGUGCAUUGGAAUCACCUCCCCUGGGCCACAUGCUAUAAUUUUUGUCGUGCCGCUCCUAGGUCGGUUUACAAAAGAAGAAGAGGCAACUGCAUUGCAUUUCAUCAAUGUGUUUGGCGAAAAACUCAUGGACUACAUGGUAAUUAUUUUCAGCCAUGGAAACAGUAUGUCUAAAGAUGAAUCUAUUGAAGAAAGAGUUGCAAAUUCACCAGAAUCUCUACAAAAUCUCGUCAAGAAAUGCGAAAACAGGUUUGUAGUUUUUGAUAAUAAACUCACCUCAAAAGAUAGAAGAAAGAAACAAUUAAACACAUUAAUGGAAAUUAUUGAAAAAAUGAUCGAAAAAAAUGGUCAACCGUUUUACACAGAUGAAAUGUACAAGAAAGCUGAGGAAGAGCUGCAAAAGCGAAUGGAAGAAUUGAAGAAAGAAAAUGAAAGAAUGAAUGCGGUCGAUCUCCGCAAAACUGUUCGUAAAGAAGUGGAAGACGAUGGCGAUGUUUUAUCUAAAAUUGGUAAUGGAAUUUAUGCCUUUGGACAGGGUAUGGUCACAACAGCUGUGCAGGCCACAGGUAUUCCAACUCUUUUAAAUGGUUUUGCAAGCUGGUUUGGACAGUGAAACACAACCUUUGAAAAAUAAAAAUGUCGAAUAUGUGAACAAAAUGUGUAAUAUAUCUCUCUAUAUGUAAUGUCCAUUCAGAUGUCAUUUACAAAAAUAAAUUGCAAAUGUUUUUAGAUAUAGAGUAGUAAUAGUUGAUGCAAAUUUACGUUUUUCAUUGUAAAAUAACAUGGAUGUAUAAUUGCACAUUAUCUUAACGUCCGGUAAGAACCGAGCUCAGUUCAUUCACGACCUAGAGCAUUGCCGCAGAAAUAUCUCUUUAAUUAUUCAUUACUCUUUUGAUCAAAUGCGCAUGAUAUUUCUACUUUAAUUUUAACUGCAAAAGAAAACAAUUAGCCGUCAACUUUUAAUGAAUAUAUGAUGAUUUUUAAAAAUGCUUUUGUCUUGAUAUGAAAUGAAAUUAAUAUGUCCUAAUGAAAAAGAGGUGUCACCGUAGAACAGAAUUGAAGCUCUCCAUUUAGGAAAUAAGUUGUGCAUGAAACUAAAUAGAAGGUGCAAACAGUUAAUAAUAAGUUGUCUGAUGUUAUUGGAAAUAACUAUCUGUUAUAUGCGUAUAAAUCUAUGACUGUAGGGUGUAGUGGCUAGAAUUUCGUUUCAUAAUUUGAGUUUUUGUUUGUCUUUCUGUUGAUUUAUGAUGGUUUAAUAAAUAUUAAUGAUUCUUGGAUUUAUCAAAAUCUA
Molecule: messenger RNA, 1724 nt
Organism: Mytilus californianus (California mussel)
Lineage: Eukaryota; Metazoa; Mollusca; Bivalvia; Mytilida; Mytilidae
Product: GTPase IMAP family member 4-like
Exons: 1
Coding region: 213-1046 (277 amino acids)
Molecular function (GO): GTP binding
Source: RefSeq, a predicted model, not a curated record